This is a messenger RNA of Misgurnus anguillicaudatus (oriental weatherfish), 2387 nucleotides long. It is a transcript of the gene esama, whose product is annotated as endothelial cell adhesion molecule a. NCBI's taxonomy places the organism in Eukaryota, Metazoa, Chordata, Actinopteri, Cypriniformes, Cobitidae. Gene Ontology annotation, cellular component: plasma membrane; adherens junction. The record is from RefSeq and is a predicted model, not a curated record. Gene Ontology annotation, biological process: homophilic cell-cell adhesion. Gene Ontology annotation, molecular function: cell-cell adhesion mediator activity.
CGCCAGACCGUUCAUUACGCACACAGUGCGCUCACUGUAGUGUGUACUUUUCUUUUUCAGUCAGUGUAGUGCGUAAAGAAACUCUUGUAUCUGAAACUGUUGACAUAUAAGUAACUGAACAAACGGACACUUGUUCAAUCCACUAUUACCGCGUUUAGAGAAGUCAAAGAUGAGUAUUUUCACAUCGGACGUCGCGUCGCUUUGAAAACCGCUAGAUCUGUGGAGAAAUUUGUUUUACGGGGACACUUGAAAGAACGUUGGUUUGAUAACCGUUAUCUGCUUCACGCGCAGUGUUUUAAUACGGAGGAGCGCGCGCGCGCGGAGCAGGCACUCUUCACAUGCAGAGCCAUGGAGACGACAACUUUAACCAAACUUCACACCUGCCUGUCAAUAUUCACAUUUCUGUGCUGUAUCUCAGGUGACCUGGCUCAACUUAAUCUGCCACAAACAAAUGUAGAAGUGGUCCAAGGAAGCAUGGUAUGGCUGCAGGCUUCUUACACGGGUAGCGAUAUUCCGAAAAGUACUGUUGUCUGGAACCACAUAACUACAGACUCAGAAAUUAUCAUCUCAUAUUCUAAUGGACAGAUGAGUCAAAUCAGUCCCCAGUUUGCAGGUCGAGUCGGUUUUACCGAAACAGUGCUCCAUAACAACCUGUCCCUAUACAUCAACAACACAAAAGAGUCUGAUUCAGGACGGUACAUGUGUCAGGUCAUCAUACCCGGGGGGAAAGGAUAUACCGGACAGCUGUUCCUUAAUGUGAAGGUCCCACCAUCUGUACCCGUAUGUCAAAUUAAAGGCAGACCGGUUUUUAAAGGAAACAUCACUCUCACCUGUAACUCUGCAUCUGGUAAACCAGUCCCCAAAUACAAGUGGACAAGAACCAGCCCCUCCUCAGAGGUCUUCUUUUCUCCUGCCCUAAAUGAAACAGCGGGAACUUUGAAUCUGAGCAACCUAAGCAGUAACAUGUCUGGAAAAUACAUGUGCAUUUCAUCGAACACUGCUGGGGAACAGUCGUGCUACGUCAACCUAGAGGUUAUCACACCGGUCAAUGCUGGUGUCAUCGCUGGUGCAACGUUGGGUUGUAUCGUAGGUCUCAUCCUGAUAGGCGUUUUCGUCUUCUAUAUGUGGACGAGAAGAAAGGAGACAGAAGACGAUAUAGCCAAUGACAUCAAGGAAGAUGCCCAGGCCCCCAAACGUGUCUCAUGGGCCAAAAGUGGCACAGGAUCUGACAUCAUCUCUAAAAACGGCACCCUUUCCUCCAUUCAAACCAGCACUCACCCACGGGACACCCACAACCACCAUCAUUACCCCUCCUCUGAUACCGCCUCCAUCCUCACAGCCACAGGAAGCACAACCGGAUACCGCUCCCUACCACCAGCAGAUUCCACAUUGCCAGGAUACAACACCAACCCUCCUCCUCCUCAUGGUCCCAUGGGCCCCCACAGCACCAACGGAGGCUUCAUGCACCCCUCGGUGCCCCGGACAGCCUCUGCCCAGCCACAGAUGCCACGUCCGCCCGUACUCCCCACUACCGUAACUGCUGCCAACAUCUCCCGCAUGGGUGGGGUGCCCAUUAUGGUGCCUGCUCAAAAUCAGGCUGGGUCUCUGGUGUAGGAUCAAAUAGUGGGAUUCUGCUGAUACUUUGAAGUUAAUCAUAUUUACAACCCCCAAAAACUGAAGCACAUUGGAAAGGAUUAAUUGAAACUUUUAUUGCCUCUGUAUGGAAAUAGUGGAGUAUGGUGUCAUUUUUGUUAUUUUUUUUUAAUAUGACAUGUAAACAAAUAUAUGUAAAGAUGUUGUUCAUUUUAUUGUUUUAUACAAUCAUUUUGUAUAACUUUUAUUCUGUGUAUUCCAAAAAAGCCUCUACUUUGAACUCAUUAUAAAGAAAUGAAGGUUUUUCACAUUUUUAUGUAAAGAAUGAUGCAUAUAUAUAUUUUAUUUUUUAGUUAUCGCUGUUAUUUCUGGUGUUCUUUUGCAAACGAAUGAUGCUAACUUGCCUUUAAUGAAAACACAUGCAUAUUGUAUUUCAAAUUAGUUAGACUCAUGUAGGUUAAGUUUACAUAUGUUUAAUAUGUGAUCAGUAGAAUAUACUGUAUAUUUAUAGGAGCAUCUAUUAUAUGGGGCUCCAUUUAAAGAGUGGUUUUAUUAUAAAUUGCUAUACAUUUGCCUUGCAAUCUUUUUGACGUAAAGUACUUACGAACAAAUCUACUGUAUGUUGAUAGCUCAUAGACAUAUAAAGUAGCUCUCCUUUCAAUGUGAAAGUGUCAAAUCUGGCUGUUGUUUAUUUAUACACUGAUAGUGUAACUUUCAUUGUACUGAUAAUGUAAACAAUAACUAAUGAUAAACAUUCCUCUACAUUAUACAUAAGAAUUAUAUGUUUCAUUACA